CUACCCAAGUUCUCCACUCAGCAGAAGUUUAGUUAUUUCUUUCUAAGCGAGCUGCGUUCCAAUCAAUUUUCAUUUUUAUUUUAUUAAUACAGGUGAAGUUGAAACCUCAAUUAGGGGCUAAAGACUGCACAAGGGGAGGGCAUGAUGUCUCCAGCAAGAAAGGAACUCCAAGAGGCUUUGUGCCACUACACCAAAGAUACUCUCACCUACAUCCAUACAGUGAGAGGAUUCUGUAAAGGGUCCUCCAAAUGGAUGCUCAGGAGGGGGACAGAGUUAAACAUGAUGAGGGACAUCAGAGACAGGGUUGAUAAAGUCAGCCUCAACAUCAGUCAUGUUUCCCAGUCAGAAUCCAAAGGUAAAGCUUUAAAAGAAUAUUUGAAGAACAAGUUCACACAGGUGACUGCAGACCGCAGGCGUGCAGAGCUGGAAAAUGAGCUGGAUGAAAUGUUGAAGGACACUCUGGAAGGUCUGGAGAAGCUCGACUGCUUCCUGGAUGCAGUGGAGAAGCUGGCUGUCACCUCACUGCACGUGUUCACGGAGAACCAGGUGUUACGCCUCCCCAAAGAGAUCAGCCUUGAUCUUGUUCAGGUUGUCAUCACUGCUGCACGACUAGUCUGCCCUCUCCUCCUGGACUUUAAAAGAGAUGCAAAAGUCUUCUUCACUCCCAAACUUCAGAAUGUUGACGUGCUGGCAUAUCAACUGGACAGAUACAUACAGACCACCACCAUAAUCUGUGAGAAGUUGGAGAAAAGCUGCUUUAGUGACUUUUGCCUGAAGACGACCUCAGAAACUGUGGUAGACCUCGAUGUAGAUUUGUCUGAACACGACUCACGAAUGAUGCUUGAUCACAUCACUCAGCUUAAUGAAAUCAGGAAGGACCAGAACUUUCAAAUGGUCUUCUUGUUCCCAGAGAAAUCGAGAUCUGUCUUUAUCAAUGAGUUUAACGAGCUACAGCCCAGGAUGCUGCAGUUUCUGAACGAGCUGGAGGAGACAGCUGUUCAGCUAGAUAGGAUGAAUAAGGGGGCAAAGAUCUCCAGUGUGGCAGGUAGCUCAGUGGGGGCAGUUGGAGGUGUGCUGUCCAUUGUUGGUUUGGCAUUAAUUCCUUUCACAGCAGGAGUGUCUUUAGCUUUGACAAUGACUGGUGUAGGGCUGGGAAUCACCAGUGGAGUCAACAGUUUAGUCACCACUGCAACAGAGGUUGGAGUUAAUACUACACAACAAAAGAAAGCCAGUGCAGUCUUUCAGACCUUCAUGGAAGAUAUGCAGCGUCUCCAAGAUUGUGUGGAGGAGGUGACCAAGCAAACAAUCUCAAGACUAGAAGCAAGUAAGGCUGGUUGCAUUGGAAAGGGUGUUGAUUCCAUUGUUGAUGCUGCCUCUGCUGUUAAGCUGUUAAAAUGUGAAGAACUCAUUUUCGGUGCUGGUAAAGUGGUGGCUCAGGAAGCAAAGGCCUUGUGUAAUGUGCCCAGGGUUGCCGCAGAUAUCCCAGAUAUUGGUCAGGCUGCAGUCAAAGGGCCACUUGCCCUCGCCAGGCCAGCCAGAGCUGGUUUCAUUGCUCUGAAUGCUCUCUUCCUUGGCAUGGAUAUAUUCUUCAUAUGUAAAGACGGCAUCGGUCUGGCCAAAGGCAGCGAGGCCAAAGUCUCACAGUUUAUCAGAGCCAGAGCUGCACUUUGGAGUUCCGAGAUGGACUCAUGGGAGAAGAUCCACGAUUGUCUGAACAAAGGUCUGCUAACAUCAGGGGAAAAGAGUGCUGUCCUAGAGACACCAUUUUAUCAGGAGCAGAGUUUGGGAAACUAACUGAAUCUGAUCACAUCGAAACGGGAUGGUGUCAAACAUUUUAGAUAGUUAAUAUAAUGCUGGUGCAUGUUGAAUUGCCAAUAUUCUGAUCACAAUAAAACAAAAAUCAAAGAGAGCUGCUGUCAGCGCUGGUAUUGAUCAUUGACUGUAGUAUGGAUUGCAGAGGAGAGAACCUGUGGAUUGUCAAAUCAAAUGAUCCGUAAGAACUACUAUGGAUUUGGAAAAGUGGAUUAGCCUCACUUUUAGUUACUUUCAGAUCAUUUCAGUUAUAAAUGUAGCUAAAUAAAAGAUGCCAAGAGCUUUGCUGAGAAGUAACGUUAACCAUACAACACUGUAGCAUCCGACUGGACGUUAAAAGGAUGACCAGGGAGUGAUCGCAAAUACUCCUUUUGUUAUUUAUUGUUGGAACUGAAAUAGUUACUGUCGGCUGUAACUACACAAAAACACCAUCCACAAACUUAUAUGACAGCCCUCCAGAACAUAACUUAAGUUACUAAAGGUAUGACUUAAUCAAAAAAUACAGCAUAAAUUAAUAUUACCUGACACUAAAUGUGUACCACAACACCAGGUUUCUAAUGUUUCUAAUGCAAUGAUCCAU
Messenger RNA from Mugil cephalus (flathead mullet), 2392 nucleotides. RefSeq lists its product as uncharacterized. The transcript has 4 exons. Gene Ontology annotation, biological process: lipid transport; lipoprotein metabolic process. Gene Ontology annotation, molecular function: lipid binding. NCBI's taxonomy places the organism in Eukaryota, Metazoa, Chordata, Actinopteri, Mugiliformes, Mugilidae. The record is from RefSeq and is a predicted model, not a curated record. Bases 142 to 1794 code for a protein of 550 amino acids. Gene Ontology annotation, cellular component: membrane; extracellular region.